Molecule: messenger RNA, 243 nt
Organism: Rotaria sordida
Lineage: Eukaryota; Metazoa; Rotifera; Eurotatoria; Philodinida; Philodinidae
Source: the annotation of a GenBank genome assembly
AUGUUAUUAACAAAUCAAUCAUUGAGAUUGAAAGAACAUUCGAAAAAAACUGGAGAUUUUAAGAAAAAUAAAGUUUUUCAAGAAUGUUUGGUUUUAGAAAAAGAACAAUCAGAAGAGUCUUCAAUGCAAUUAUGUCAACAAGUCACAUCGAUGUAUGUUUUAAUUAAUACAACAAAUAAUAAUGAUAGUCCAGUUAAAAUUGAAAUGGAUAUUAAAUAUGUACAUCAUCAAUGUAUUAUUUAA